Messenger RNA from Rubroshorea leprosula, 1184 nucleotides. Lineage: Eukaryota; Viridiplantae; Streptophyta; Magnoliopsida; Malvales; Dipterocarpaceae. The record is from the annotation of a GenBank genome assembly.
UUGAGUGCUUCGUAUAAUUUGGAGGGGAAAGGCCUUCUGUUCCCUCUAGUUUCUAAGUAUCUCUAGCCGAUAUCUCAUCCAAUCUUGAAGAAAAACUAAACUUGCUCGAAGAGGUUUUCGAUCUCACAUAGGUUUCUCUGAGGGCUUCUGCAUGCCUACCCUGCAAAUCUGUGCAGUGGAGAAAGUGGAGAAGCAUCCUGCGAAGUGUGCAACUAUUACUUUCAUUCCUGGGGCAUUUCUCUUCGAGAUGAUCAUGGUACAAUUUGAUUCAGUUUCAACUUUCCAGGGUAACAAGGGCCUUGGCUUGACAUGGCGCUUUUGCAACAAUGAUUUUCAUGUUAGUAAUCAUAUUCUAAAGUACGGAUGAUGCAGUUUUUCAACUGAAAGUUCACAUAUAGGUCUGUAAUUAAACCUCUGAAUAAGUACUAGUUUUUUACUGUUUUCCUUGAGGACGUAUGCAGUCUUAAUGCCCAAUACUGUUCAAAAUUUGUUCGGAAUCGGGAGAGGGUCCAGUUAGACCACAAUAAUACCUAAAUUUCCCUACUUUUAUUCUGAUAAUAAAAACUUGCUGUGGUAAAUAUGGGACUGUAGUUGAUGCAAUCACUAACGAACAUUUUGGCUAGAUGUGGACUAAGUAAAUGAAUGGUGUAUGGACGAUAGUGGCAGGCACAUCCUUUAUUCUGAUUCAUCUGUCUACGUUGAUUAAACUUGAUAAGAAAAGCUUUGAGAUUGAGAGAAUUGAAUGUUGUGGGUGACAUUGACAAGGACUAAAAUCUGUUGAAUUUGUGUAGGUAGAACUGGGGAUUUCAAAAUCAAGAACGAAGAAGAAACCAUGCAUGUUGAUUGACGUUGCUGUUAAAGCUGUUUUGGUAUAAAGAAGAAUGGUUGGUCAUCUCAGUCGUGUUAGAUUGUAUAGACGAAUGGUUGGUUGCCGACAAUGGUUUUAGUUCAGCUGUGGUUUGGAUGUACAAAUUGCUGUCGUUUUCUUUGCUUUAGUUUCAGAUUUCCGACUUUAAAACUAGCUUUUAACGUAAUACCAAUUUUCCCAUAAGUUCAUACUUCAUAAUUUAAAUUGCAAUUUCUUCCCAUGGUUGCCACACGCCAUUCCAUUCCUGUUAAAACCUCAGUUGGUGUCUGGUAUUGGUAUUGUAUGGAAAAGGUCCAAAUACAAUUGUUAUACUUCC